This is a messenger RNA of Caenorhabditis auriculariae, 976 nucleotides long. NCBI's taxonomy places the organism in Eukaryota, Metazoa, Nematoda, Chromadorea, Rhabditida, Rhabditidae. The record is from the annotation of a GenBank genome assembly.
AUGGCUUUGUACACUGUGGCUGUCGCCUAUGGAUUCGUGAUAACUGCGACCGUUUUCGUCGGAAUUUUCCUCAUCCGGACAUUGGUUGUCCUUCACAAAGUCAAGGGAAAACUUUCGAGACGGACUCAUAGCGCCCAAAGGAACGUUCUCUACAGUUUAAUCCUUCAGGUCGGGGAUUUACUUUUGAAAAAGUGGAAAAAGUUCAGAAACCAAUGAAAUUGAGGUGAAAUACAUUUCAAUAAGUCUUCUUUUUCACUUCUUUCGAAUCUAGAGGACUCAAAGACAUCGUGUAUUUAUUGCUUCAAAAAACUUGUUUAGAAAUUUUUUAACGUCACUUAAAUUCAUUACGCAGAAUUUUACGUUGAUCUGUGAAGGGUUCUGGAUUCCUUUCUCAAUCUGUUAUAAUUGAAAGUUCUUUCCUAGAGACUAAACCAACCAAAAAACAUCUUUUUCCAUUUUUUAAGCCCUUUUAUCGAAACCAGCACUCUGAUAGUUUUCUGGAAAUUUUCAUAUACACGAAUCAAAAUUUUCACACGGUUGUUACCGAAUGGACGAAUAACAAAAAAGAAAUAGCAAGGAAAACUUAUUGAUCGAUACGUGGAGUAUUUUUCCCCUUCAAAGACAACGGUGAAGAGCCUUUAAAUUUCAAAAUUAAACUAACAAAGAAGAUGAUUAUUAACAACUUUUUAAGAUGUUGAAAAAAUUAAGGCCCUGGCUCCGCUAGUUCUACUUUUCGUGCCUUUCGUCAUUUUUGCCGUCGUCGCGAUUCACCAGCUUUACGAUUGGAAUCGUGAGAUUUCCUCCAAGAAAUACAUAUUUCCAAUUGAACACAUCAGACAUUAUCGUAGCCUGCGUCUUUCUGAUCCUUCUACACGGGGUCGCCUCUAACCUGGCGAUGAUCGCGACAACGCCUCGUUUCCGCGAUAUCGUCUUCAGUUUUCAGAAAUCCAGUGUCAAGAAAGUUUCGAGAGCAUGA